UAUAGUAUGGUUAAUAUUCCAUUAAUCAAGGCCCCUAUUUCCUCCGGAGAAUUCUAUCGAAGUUACCUCAUUCCAAACCAACCAUGUGUGCUUGACCAGUGGAUAACUUCCGGAUGGGAGGCGCGUGAACUCUGGUGUCAUCUUGAUGGAACAGUUAACAUACAGGCUGUCUUCAAGCACAUUCCUGAUGAUCAAGUACUUUGCGUCAGCGAUUGUUCACGCCUAGAAUUCGAUGCUCACGUCACGAUGGAAAUGACUGUCAAGGAAUUCACUCACUAUUGGGACGAUUUGCAGCCUCCAUUGGAUACAAAACUGCUUUACCUGAAAGAUUGGCACUAUUUCAGAGACAAUCCUGGACACUACUUCACACUUCCCGAUUUAUUCGCAUCCGAUUGGUUGAAUGAGUUUUGGCGGGUUCGGCGGGAUAUCACAAACGAUUACCAAUUCGUAUAUCUUGGCAAAAAUAAUACAUGGACACCUUUGCAUUCUGACGUCUAUCGCUCGUACAGCUGGUCGGCGAAUAUAUGUGGCCGGAAACGUUGGUGGUUCUUUCCCCCAGGUGAGGAAAAGAAAUUAUCGUCCAUGGGUGCGAUUCCACCGGACGUUCGCGAACUAGAGUUGGAACACAUCGGCGUGGAUUAUUGUAUUAUCGACCAGUAUCCUGGACAGGCAGUUUUCGUGCCCUCCGGCUGGUAUCAUCAAGUAGUAAAUUUGACUGAAUGUUUGUCCAUCAACCACAAUUGGUUCAACGCGGCCAAUGUGCACCAUGUGUGGGACCAUUUACAAGAGCAACUACGAUUGGUGGAGGAAUCCACGAAGGACGUGCAGGACAUUCCGGGAUGGCAUCAAGAGUGCCAAAUAUGUCUUCGUGCUCUGGCUGGAAUCGACUUCUUCGAAUUUUUCCUCAUCUUGAAAUACAUCCUCUUAACCCGAUGGCCUUCGAUAGUCUCAUCGGACGAAGUCCGUUGUGAGGAGGUACCCGGUUUGCAGGAUUUAGCCAAGUGUGAUAAAUUGAAAUCGAUCGAUGAACUCGUGAAUGCAGCCUUGCUUCACUGCUUCGAGCAAACCGCUGACGAUGCAGUACAGAUCUUACGACAAGCUGAGUCUUGCACUACGCUAAAUAUGCCCCCAUCAGAUCAUAAUCCCGGCGCACUUUCGCGAUGGAUUCGUUUGCAUGAUUUUGUGAAUGCUAUUCGCAUUAUCCGGGAAAUCAUAAGGCAUCCGGUUACGGCACAUGUGUCCAUGCUUCCAGCGGACCCGUUGCGAGCAUUUCUGUUUAACCUUUGAUAAUGAUCUUUCAUGUGUUCUUGUGCCUCCCCACGGAUUUGUUUCUGUCAUUCUACCUUUUUUAUUAUUUAUGACCUUCUGCCUAAUGUCAUGUGGAAUAAUGUAUAUUUCUCGUUCGG
Dicrocoelium dendriticum is the source of this 1406-nucleotide messenger RNA. NCBI's taxonomy places the organism in Eukaryota, Metazoa, Platyhelminthes, Trematoda, Plagiorchiida, Dicrocoeliidae. The record is from the annotation of a GenBank genome assembly.